Messenger RNA from Synchiropus splendidus (mandarinfish), 1759 nucleotides. RefSeq names its product F-box protein 9 (gene fbxo9). Gene Ontology annotation, biological process: SCF-dependent proteasomal ubiquitin-dependent protein catabolic process. The transcript is spliced from 13 exons. Bases 178 to 1449 code for a protein of 423 amino acids. NCBI's taxonomy places the organism in Eukaryota, Metazoa, Chordata, Actinopteri, Syngnathiformes, Callionymidae. Gene Ontology annotation, molecular function: protein binding. Gene Ontology annotation, cellular component: SCF ubiquitin ligase complex. The record is from RefSeq and is a predicted model, not a curated record.
UGAGCAGGUUUUAUUAGUUCUCGGUACUUGAGCUCCGUGCAACUCAGCGACAUGGCUGCGUUCAUGCGAGCUCGCAAAUAUGUCCGCUGCGUGGUCCGUUUCUCCGACCGUGAACUGUAAGAGAGAGUUUUGACCACCACUCUGAGCGUCAAGAGAAAACUAUCUGGCCACGCCGUGAUGGCUGAAGAAAAUGCAGAUAUCGAAGGAGCUAUGGAGGAGGAAGAGGAAGGUUCGGAUGAUCCCAACCUCAACCUGGAGCUCCACGCAUUCCGCACGCAGUGGAUGUCGGAACUCAAGCCGAGUUCAGAGGGUAGUGGACAGGGCGGCAGACUGCUGCGCGGCUCAAGUCUGAAGAAGACGCAAGACGCUGCUCGGGAGGAAAAAGCCGCCGAGCUUUUCUUGAGAGCUGUUCAAGAAGAACAAGAUGGAGCUGUGUAUGAAGCUAUUAAGUUCUAUCGUAUGGCCAUGCAGCUCGUCCCUGACAUUGAAUUUAGGAUCAACUACAGUCGUCCUGAUACUGAUGGAGUGGAAAGAAAAUUCUGUGAAGAAAGUGACGUCGACUGCGACAUCGGAGAUCUGGUCACCUACUUCGAGCAGCAGCUCACGCUGGACAACGCUUUCCCAAAGAUCUGCUCUCCUGAGGUGGGAGGGACUCAGAGACACAUUUCUGAGCUGCCUCAGGAAAUCCUGAUGUAUAUAUUCCGUUGGGUUGUGUCCAGUGAUCUGGACAUGCGCGCCCUGGAGCAGCUGUCGUUGGUUUGUCGAGGGUUCUACAUCUGUGCGAGGGAGCCUGAGCUUUGGCGCUCAGCAUGUCUCAAAGUGUGGGGAAGGAACUGCACCAAACUUGCACCCUACCUGUCCUGGCGGGAAAUGUUUCUGCAGAGGCCACGUGUUCGGUUUGAUGGUGUUUACAUCAGCAAAGCGUCGUACAUACGGCAAGGAGAAAAGUCUCUGGACGGGUUCUACCGGGCCUGGCACCAUGUGGAAUUCUACAGGUACCUGCGGUUCUUUUCUGACGGCAGCGUGAUGAUGCUGACGACCCCCGACGACCCGCUGACUGUUGUCCCGCGCUUGCGAACUAGGAACCCCCGAAUGGAGUCGGUUCUCUUUGGUCACUAUCGCCUGUCACAGGAGCGAGACAAUCAAACCAAAGUCUAUGCUGUUCUCUGCAAGAAAAAAGAAGAGAAACCAGUUGACAAACAAAUGAAUCGGUUCUGCAGGCGGAACCCAGCCCCAGAGGCCGAGCAAAACUUCUAUGUGGGACUGCAUCUGUCCUCCAGGGGGCGCCAGCGCUUCUGCAAGCUGGAGUGGUUUCAGCACUCGUACCAAGUCACCUACAAGCGGACCGGGGAAGUGAUCGACACGACCUUUGACCUGGACAAGAUGUACACCCCUUUCUACUUUGCACGUGUCAAGAGUUACACAGCUUUUUCGGAGCAGCCACUGUAACCUGCACGCAGCCUAAGAAGCUUCAUGAUCUAGCUGAGGUUCUUCACACCAAAAUUAUGACAACCAGUCUGAUGAAGCUGCUGACUCCUUUGAUCCCUGCAAUACUGGGAAUAUUGUCUUUCUGCAGUGGAAGUUGAGAGGUUUAUCAGUGACGCCCCCCGACCCGAUGAAUGUUCACGUUUAAUGUGUCUCGGCGCACACUUUUCCUCAACUGAACAACCUCACUGCUCUGUAAACCGAAUCUGUUAACUUGGUUGUAUUUUCGCUGCAAAUUCCCAAGCAUGAAUAAAAAAACGCCUCAAGAACAGAG